This is a messenger RNA of Penicillium argentinense, 2157 nucleotides long. RefSeq names its product patatin-like phospholipase domain-containing protein. NCBI's taxonomy places the organism in Eukaryota, Fungi, Ascomycota, Eurotiomycetes, Eurotiales, Aspergillaceae. The transcript has 2 exons. Gene Ontology annotation, molecular function: triacylglycerol lipase activity. Gene Ontology annotation, biological process: lipid metabolic process. Bases 1 to 2157 code for a protein of 718 amino acids. The record is from RefSeq and is a predicted model, not a curated record.
AUGCCCUCCGAGGAGAAGGCUACGUUAACUGACCCUUAUGACCCGGCCGGCCUGCCGGACUAUGGUGAGGAUUUUAUCGAUCCAGAUGACCUCCGUCGAUUUGAGCAGGCUCUCAACGCGCCCGAAGCUUCCCCAUUGGUAGCCCUCAACGACUGGCGCCCGAUCAACCAACGCGUACGCAAGACCCGCGGUCGUCGCAAGGCCCCGAAACGAAGCAAGGAUGAGACGAGAGAAGGCGUGCUCUACACAAUCCUCAAGUGGCCCUUCCUCUUCACCGUGUUCGCCUGGAUCGCGGUGCUGAGCUUCGGCUACGUUUUGGUUCGAGUAUACAUCCUUCUUUACGAACAAUGGAUCACAUGGAGAGGAAAGAGGGAGCGACUGAGACGCGACCUGUCGUCGCAAAAGUCUUAUGCGGACUGGCUGAGGUCGGCCCAAGCGCUGGACAUCCACCUGGGCAACGAAAAGUGGAAGCAGACCGACGAGUACGCUUACUAUGACCAUCUUACGAUCAACAAGGUUGUCUCCCAGCUGAAGAAGGUGCGAAAGGACGCGGAGUGGGAGGCUGAGCAUGGUGGGGUGAGCGUCAACGAGAUACCGGCGGUGGAAGAGCUUCGGUCUUUGUUGGAGGCCUGCGUGAAGAACAAUUUCGCGGGUGUGGAGAACCCUCGCAUUUACAGUGAAGCCUAUUCGGGAACCAAAGAGCUGGUUCAAGAAUAUAUUGAUGAGGUGCAUGCGUGUAUCAAAUUGGUUCUGGACGGCAAACAGACCGAUCGGGAAGCCAAGUAUCAGCACUUCAAGCACCUGGACACAAAUUUCGGGCGCACGGCACUAUGUCUGUCGGGCGGAGCCACAUUCGCGUACUAUCACUUCGGAGUGGUCAAAGCACUGCUGGAUAAUGGCGUGCUCCCCGAAAUCAUCACUGGAACAUCAGGCGGAGCGUUGGUAGCCGGCCUAGUGGCAACCCGAACCGACGACGAGCUGAAGCAGUUGCUCGUUCCGGCACUUGCUCACCGAAUCCGCGCUUGUCACGAAGGAUUCACGACGUGGAUUCGUCGUUGGUGGAAAACCGGUGCUCGGUUCGAUACACUAGACUGGGCUAAGCAGUGUAGCUGGUUCUGCAGGGGCUCGACUACUUUUCGAGAAGCCUAUGAAAGAACCGGUCGCAUAUUGAAUGUCUCCUGCGUACCCUCGGACCCUCAUUCCCCCACCAUUCUGGCUAACUAUCUGACCUGCCCCGACUGCGUCAUAUGGAGUGCCGUUCUCGCCUCAGCUGCCGUGCCCGGCAUCCUCAAUCCGGUCGUUCUGAUGACCAAACAGCGGGACGGUACUUUGGCUCCUUACUCCUUCGGGCACAAGUGGAAGGACGGGAGCCUGCGGACGGAUAUACCUAUUAAAGCGCUGAACUUACACUUUAAUGUCAACUUUACGGUCGUAUCUCAGGUCAACCCUCAUAUCAAUCUGUUCUUUUUCAGCUCCAGAGGAACCGUGGGGCGACCGGUCACCCACCGCAAGGGACGUGGCUGGCGUGGUGGCUUUCUCGGCACUGCGAUAGAACAAUACAUUAAACUCGACCUCAACAAGUGGCUCCGAGUCCUGCGCCAUCUGGAGCUCCUUCCUCGGCCACUGGGACAAGACUGGAGUGAAAUAUGGCUACAAAAGUUCAGUGGCACUAUCACGAUUUGGCCGAAGAGCAUCCCGUCCGAUUUCUAUCAUAUUCUCUCGGAUCCGACGCCCGAGCGGCUUGCGCGCAUGAUCCAUGUCGGUCAGCAAAGCGCUUUUCCGAAAAUCCAAUUCAUCAAGAACCGGCUGAGUAUUGAGACGGCGAUCAUGAGAGGCCUCCAAGAAUGUUCCGCCACCGGGGGCCGUUCCUUAUCUCCCAUUUUAUCCCGCCGCAUCCAGCGCUCGCAACACGAACCAUCAGAUGCCCUGCUCGCACGACUCGACGAGAAUUUUCCCGAAAGAAGCGGCGACUCCGGCUACAAGACCGGGUCGCAUUACGCGGACCUCUCUGACAGCCUGUCGCAUUCAACGGCCUCCUCACGCCCUCAGACCCCGAGUUCUCGGAGGGGUAGUGUUAUAGAGGAGAUGCGGCGCCAGUCGGCAGUUUUCUUCGAUGAUGCGGACUUGUACGGUGACGAAGACGCGGUAGUCACUUGA